AUGAACUACAUUAAGGAGGAUGAAAAGGACAAGUGCGUGGAGGGACAGGGACUGAAGCUAUUCUACCUCAAGUCGAGCAAGGAAAAAGAAUACGAGUUGCAUAUGGAUGUUUGUCAAGCCAUUGUAGAAGAUUGCCCUACGUUGGAAGUGUACGUGGUUAGUCGAAAGGACGGAAACAAUGAAAGCGGAAUAUUUGAAUUUUAUGAAAAUGGCCAACUUAUAAAAAAAUUUACGAACUGCAACGUCUCCACGGUCACGUCCUUUAUUAGGAAAUACAUUCAAAGGGGAGGCUCCCCCACGGAGGCUACCCAAAGUGGUGAACACAACUCCACAGACAAAUCAGACACGGUCAAAAAGAUAGAGCAUUUGAUAGGGAGCAACAAAAUCAUCCUCUUCAUGAAGGGAAGCAAAAAUUUUCCGCAGUGUAAAUUUAGUGACGCAGUUGUGUUCAUGUUAAAUGGUUGUAAAAUUAAGUACACCACCUAUGAUAUUUUACAAGAUGAGGAUGUACGUAAUGAGUUGAAAAUUUAUUCUAAUUGGCCAACUUAUCCGCAACUCUACAUCAAUACGGAGUUGAUUGGUGGCCACGAUAUCAUUAAGAGCAUGUACGAUAGUGGCGAGCUGCGGGACGUGGUGCCGGGGGACUGCUUCGAGGGUUCUCAUCUUCAGAUGAUCAUGACUCCACGGAAAGGGAAUUCCCUCUGUUUUUUGUCCAACCGGUGA
This is a messenger RNA of Plasmodium cynomolgi strain B, 723 nucleotides long. RefSeq names its product glutaredoxin-like protein. The coding region runs from base 1 to 723 and encodes 240 amino acids. The transcript is spliced from 2 exons. The record is from RefSeq and is a predicted model, not a curated record. Lineage: Eukaryota; Apicomplexa; Aconoidasida; Haemosporida; Plasmodiidae.